GACCAGGGAGGUGGAAGCGUGCUCCAGCCCCUGUCCCUGCAGCAUGGGAAGGGGAGGCAGAUUGGGUUCCACUAGCAGGGGUGGUGACACCGACACCAUCACAAGGAGGCUCGGCUGCCAGGGCCAGGCAUUCUGCCCUGCCUUUGCCACUCACAUCUGUUUCCAGAGCCCCAGGGCUAGGCUGGGCCCAGGAUGCAGUUCCCAAUAAGACCCUUUGCAAGGAGAAGCUUGAAUAGAACCACUAUGUCCUCAGACUUCCCUGAGGUGGAGAAGCGAAGGGGUUAACUGCUUCUUAGGUUGCCAGGGACCCCGAGGGGCCCAGCCCAGGGAGCCAGCAGCCUGAGCAUUAGGACUCCGGGAGGAAGAGGCUGUUUCUGUGCCCUGGCUUGGGGAUGUCUAGAAUGUGGGUGCCUCAGACCCAGGAUUUGCUGUCCCAGUGGAACUCAGUCUGCGGUAGGGACUGUGCUGAGCCCCAGGCAAGGUGUCCCAUCUAUCACAUUGCUAUGACAGCUUGGAGGGGUGGGGACGCCUCCCAGGGCCACAGAGCUCCUAAGUGACAGUGAGAGCCCAGGCCCACCCAGGCUGUCCUGUCCCCCCAAGAGGGUGGCCGUGUAGGGGAUGCUGCUGCCAGCAGGCUGGUUGGCCCCAGUCACCAGCCUCAGGCUUCUCCUGACCCUUACACAAAGAGCACUGAGAUUUUCCCAGCUGGGGGCUUGUGGCCCAGAGGAGUCCAGCAUAUGACUGGAGGUCACACAGGAGCAGGGCAGAGCACAGGCCGCCUUCUCUGGGCCACGAUGCACUUUUUGCACUUGUUCCUCCCCCAUCCUCACCCCCACCCCCGACCCCUGCCGGGCACAGAGCCCUUGGUAUGAACAGGGAAGAACCCCCACUGGCCAGAGCUGAAGCUUCCAGAACCACGCUCAGGGGUUCUUAGCUCUGGGCUGAUCCCUGAGAGCCUCAGGCUUCUCUGCCAAGGCCCUUUUCUGACUCAAGGACAAAAUCCUGUGAGUUUCUCCCCUGGAAUGGUCAAGUUAAUGGCUGGCUUCAGGGCCUCACAAAACAAGGCUGCUGAGAACACGCCUUCCUUCCCAAGGAAGACUUGAGGGCCCCUGGGAGGGCGUUUCCUGGCUGGGGAAGGGAAGGCACUCCACACAAUCUGCAUAAUGGAUGCGCCCUCCCCCUCCCACAGGCUCCCUCCCCCUUCCCCCCACACCAGCUCUGAUCUGUGUGCCGCAGAGGCACAGCUUCUUCGCAUUUCGAUGACGGGGGAAGGGCCUUGCUCAAGGUCACUGUGGGUUCAGGGAGGAGGAGGAGAGAACGCAGGCCGCCCAGCUUCCAUUUAAAGCUCCAAAGGAGUCCACGUACCCUCCUAUCUGGGUGGAGCAGCAGGUUGGGGCCACAGCAGACCAAGGGCAGCUCCAAACCAGGCCAGAGGAGCCCCACAUCCACUCUGGGUUGGCCACUGGGAGAUGAGGGCACCCAGCAGGACUCCCCAAGGGAGGGCACAAAGAUGAAGCCAGCCUGAGACGGAGGGGCAGAGGGAAAAAUGGGCACUUCAGCAAGUUGGGCCGGGGGCAUGGGCAUCAAGGGCCAGCCAGAAGCUGCCAAGAGCUGGAGGAAGCCAAAGCAAAGUAACUGGUGCCCCUACCCAAUGUCCAAGCUGGUCACCUUACUAGCUCUUUGCAAAACAGAGAAAUUCCUCAUCCACUCGCAGCAGCCGUGUCUGCAGGGAGCUCCAGACUGCCAGAAAGUCAAAGUCAUGUACCGCAUGGCCCACAAGCCAGUGUACCAGGUCAAGCAGAAGGUGCUGACCUCUUUGGCCUGGAGGUGCUGCCCUGGCUACACGGGCCCCAACUGCGAGCACCAUGAUUCCAUGGCAAUCCCUGAGCCUGCAGAUCCUGGUGACAGCCACCAGGAACCUCAGGAUGGACCAGUCAGCUUCGAACCUGGCCACCUUGCUGCAGUGAUCAAUGAGGUUGAGGUGCAACAGGAACAGCAGGAACAUCUGCUGGGAGAUCUCCAGAAUGAUGUGCACCGGGUGGCAGACAGCCUGCCAGGCCUGUGGAAAGCCCUGCCUGGUAACCUCACAGCUGCAGUGAUGGAAGCAAAUCAAACAGGGCACGAGUUCCCUGAUAGAUCCUUGGAGCAGGUGCUGCUACCCCACGUGGACACCUUCCUACAAGUGCAUUUCAGCCCCAUCUGGAGGAGCUUUAACCAAAGCCUGCACAGCCUUACCCAGGCCAUAAGAAACCUGUCUCUUGAUGUGGAGGCCAACCGCCAGGCCAUCUCCGGAGUCCAGGACAGUGCCGUGGCCAGGGCUGACUUCCAGGAGCUUGGUGCCAAAUUUGAGGCCAAGGUCCAGGAGAACACUCAGAGAGUGGGUCAGCUGCGGCAGGACGUGGAGGACCGCCUGCACGCCCAGCACUUUACCCUGCACCGCUCGAUCUCAGAGCUCCAAGCCGAUGUGGACACCAAAUUGAAGAGGCUGCACAAGGCUCAGGAGGCCCCAGGGACCAAUGGCAGUCUGGUGUUGGCAACGCCCGGGGCUGGGGCAAGGCCUGAGCCGGACAGCCUGCAGGCCAGGCUGGGCCAGCUGCAGAGGAACCUCUCAGAGCUUCACAUGACCACGGCCCGCAGGGAGGAGGAGUUGCAGUACACCCUGGAGGACAUGAGGGCCACCCUGACCCGGCACGUGGAUGAGAUCAAGGAACUGUACUCCGAAUCGGACGAGACUUUCGAUCAGAUUAGCAAGGUGGAGCGGCAGAUGGAGGAACUGCAGGUGAACCACACGGCGCUCCGUGAGCUGCGCGUGAUCCUGAUGGAGAAGUCUCUGAUCAUGGAGGAGAACAAGGAGGAGGUGGAGCGGCAGCUCCUGGAGCUCAACCUCACGCUGCAGCACCUGCAGGGUGGCCAUGCCGACCUCAUCAAGUACGUGAAGGACUGCAAUUGCCAGAAGCUCUAUUUAGACCUAGACGUCAUCCGGGAGGGCCAGAGGGACGCCACGCGUGCCCUGGAGGAGACCCAGGUGAGCCUGGACGAGCGGCGGCAGCUGGACGGCUCCUCCCUGCAGGCCCUGCAGAACGCCGUGGACGCCGUGUCGCUGGCCGUGGACGCGCACAAAGCGGAGGGCGAGCGGGCGCGGGCGGCCACGUCGCGGCUCCGGAGCCAAGUGCAGGCGCUGGAUGACGAGGUGGGCGCGCUGAAGGCGGCCGCGGCCGAGGCCCGCCACGAGGUGCGCCAGCUGCACAGCGCCUUCGCCGCCCUGCUGGAGGACGCGCUGCGGCACGAGGCGGUGCUGGCCGCGCUCUUCGGGGAGGAGGUGCUGGAGGAGAUGUCUGAGCAGACGCCGGGACCGCUGCCCCUGAGCUACGAGCAGAUCCGCGUGGCCCUGCAGGACGCCGCUAGCGGGCUGCAGGAGCAGGCGCUCGGCUGGGACGAGCUGGCCGCCCGAGUGACGGCCCUGGAGCAGGCCUCGGAGCCCCCGCGGCCGGCAGAGCACCUGGAGCCCAGCCACGACGCGGGCCGCGAGGAGGCCGCCACCACCGCCCUGGCCGGGCUGGCGCGGGAGCUCCAGCGCCUGAGCAACGACGUCAAGAAUGUCGGGCGGUGCUGCGAGGCCGAGGCCGGGGCCGGGGCCGCCUCCCUCAACGCCUCCCUUGACGGCCUCCACAACGCACUCUUCGCCACUCAGCGCAGCUUGGAGCAGCACCAGCGGCUCUUCCACAGCCUCUUUGGGAACUUCCAAGGGCUCAUGGAAGCCAACGUCAGCCUGGACCUGGGGAAGCUGCAGACCAUGCUGAGCAGGAAAGGGAAGAAGCAGCAGAAAGGCCUGGAAGCUCCCCGGAAGAGGGACAAGAAGGAAGCGGAGCCUUUGGUGGACAUACGCGUCACAGGGCCUGUGCCAGGUGCCUUGGGCGCGGCGCUCUGGGAGGCAGGAUCCCCUGUGGCCUUCUAUGCCAGCUUUUCAGAAGGGACGGCUGCCCUGCAGACAGUGAAGUUCAACACCACAUACAUCAACGUUGGCAGCAGCUACUUCCCUGAACAUGGCUACUUCCGAGCCCCUGAGCGUGGUGUCUACCUGUUUGCAGUGAGCGUUGAAUUUGGCCCAGGGCCAGGCACCGGGCAGCUGGUGUUUGGAGGUCACCAUCGGACUCCAGUCUGUACCACUGGGCAGGGGAGUGGAAGCACAGCAACGGUCUUUGCCAUGGCUGAGCUGCAGAAGGGUGAGCGAGUGUGGUUUGAGUUAACCCAGGGAUCAAUAACAAAGAGAAGCCUGUCGGGCACUGCAUUUGGGGGCUUCCUGAUGUUUAAGACCUGAACCCCAGCCCCGAUCUGAUCAGACAUCAUGGACUCGCCCAGCUCUCCUUGGCCUGGGGCUCUGGCCAAGGAUGGGCUGGAGGUCAUUCAGUUGGUCUGUCUCUUCCCUGGAAACCUUCUGCAAAGACGGUGUGGUGUACGUGGCCUCCCUCUAACCACACGGGGCUUGGCCAUUUCUCCAUGAUGAGAAGGACUGGAAUGCUUCUCCGGGCAGGACAUGGUCCUAGGAAGCCUGAACCUUGGCUUGGCAUGCCUUCUCAGACAGCACGGCCUGGGCUCCAACUCUUCACCACACCCUGUAUUCUACAACUUCUUUGGUGUUUUGCUCCUCCUGUGGUUGGAAACUUCUGUACAACACUUUAAACUUUUCUCUUGCUUCCUCUUCUCUUCUCCCUUAUCGUAUGAUAGAAAGACAUUCUUCCCCAGGAGGAAUGUUUAAAAUGGAGGCAACAUUUUGGCCAACAUUGGAAAGCACUAGAGGGCAAUGGGAUUAAACCAACCUGCUUGGUCUCUAUUAGUCAGUAAUGAAGACGACAGCCUGGCCAACCAAGGGAAAGGAAAUUAGUAUCUUUAGUUUCAGUCAUUCCUUGUAGGAUAUGGUUUAGCUGUGCCCCCACCUAAAAUAUCAUCUUGAAUUGUAAUCCCUAUAAUCCCCACGUCAAGGGAGAGAUCAGGUGGAGGUAAUUGGAUCUUGGGGGCGGUUCCCCCAUGCUGUUCUUGUGAUAGUUCUCAAGAGAUCUGAUGAUUUUAUAAGUUUGAUAGUUCCUCCUGUGUUCAUUCUCCUUCCUGCCACCUUGUGAAGAUGCCUUGGUUCCUCUUCACUGUCUGCCAUGAUUGUAAGUUUCCUGAGGCCUCCCCAGCCAUGUGGAACAGUGAGUCAAUUAAACCUCUUUCCUUUAUAAAUUA
Messenger RNA from Pan troglodytes (chimpanzee), 5223 nucleotides. RefSeq names its product multimerin 2 (gene MMRN2). Gene Ontology annotation, biological process: negative regulation of cell migration involved in sprouting angiogenesis; negative regulation of vascular endothelial growth factor receptor signaling pathway. Gene Ontology annotation, molecular function: protein binding. Bases 1547 to 4318 code for a protein of 923 amino acids. The transcript has 7 exons. Lineage: Eukaryota; Metazoa; Chordata; Mammalia; Primates; Hominidae. The record is from RefSeq and is a predicted model, not a curated record.